Rotaria sordida is the source of this 429-nucleotide messenger RNA. The record is from the annotation of a GenBank genome assembly. NCBI's taxonomy places the organism in Eukaryota, Metazoa, Rotifera, Eurotatoria, Philodinida, Philodinidae.
AUGGUGCAUCGUUUCCACAACAAUUUUUUCCAACAAAAUCAAAUUAUAACUGUUCCAGCACCCGAAGCAAUUGUCGCUGCAAUAGCAAAGAACAAAGAAUUUAGUGUUUUAGGAAGAAUUGAGAUUGGUUUAGGUAUUGGUGGUGGUGUGAUUAAUUCUAUGCUUUAUAAUGUUGAUGGUGGUCAUCGAGAUGUUAUUUUUGACCGUUUUCAAGGUGUUAAACUAGAUGUUAUUGAAGAAGGAACUCAUUUUAUGAUUUCAUGGCUUCAUAGACCAAUUAUAUUUGAUAUCUGUACACGACCACGAUCUCUUCCAUCAAUAACAGAAAUAAAAGAUUUACAAACAAUUAAUAUAACAUUACGUAUUCUUUAUCGAUCAAGAGCUGAACUUUUACCAAAAAUUUUUUGCAAGUUUGGGUUUAGAUUAUGA